Quercus lobata is the source of this 1347-nucleotide messenger RNA. RefSeq names its product protein SRC2 homolog. Bases 94 to 903 code for a protein of 269 amino acids. The record is from RefSeq and is a predicted model, not a curated record. The transcript has a single exon. Lineage: Eukaryota; Viridiplantae; Streptophyta; Magnoliopsida; Fagales; Fagaceae. Gene Ontology annotation, biological process: defense response.
ACCCCCAUCUGGAUUCUUUAGCUAUUUACCCUUGUUUGUUUAUAGUGUUAGCAUCUUCAACUUUGUGCAAAGCUCGAUCAAGCCAAAUUAAUCAUGGAUUUUACCUCUAUAGAACUGAAGGUAAUCUCUUGUAAAGAUCUCAAAUCCUUCAAUCUCUUCCGGAAGCUAUCGGCCUACGCUGUCGCUUCACUUAUCAAUGAUAAUGAAGUGAAGAAAAACCAAGAGCAACAACAUCUACAGCGCCAAAAAACUCCAGUGGACAGAGUUGGAGAUGGGAAUCCUGAGUGGAAUCAUGUCAUGCACUUUGAUCUUAAACACAUCUCACAUCGUGAUCACUGCAAUCAUUUUCUCCUCAAAUUUGAGCUUCGCAGUGAAGGUAUCGUUUUUGGAAACAAAACCAUUGGUCAAGUCCAAGUUCCUCUCAAGGACUUGAUUGAUGAGUUUAAUGGACCCGUGAGGUUUAUCAGCUACCAAGUUCGAACUUGUGAUAGUAAUAAGCCUACUGGGGUCUUGAAUUUUUCUUACAAGAUAAAUGGGAAAACCAAGAUUGUUGAAGCUAGUGACAAAGUUCAUUCUCCAACAACCGUGGAAGUUCAAAAUCAGUCGAGGGAUAUACGAUAUCCUUCAUUGGAGGAUGUUCUUUCUCCUUCACCUCCAAUUAACAUCCCUUCCCCCAAGCUCAACCAUUGGAUACCAGGAUCACCAUCACUGAUGCCACACUUAGCUCCUACCGGCUACCAUAGAGUGCCUUAUCAUCCAUAUCAUCCCAUGCCGUCUAUUCGAAUUCCGGGGACAUACUGGUACACGCCAGAGUCAAUGAGUUAUGGUUACACACUUACACCUUGUGUGGAUACUCAGGGGUUAGACAACUGGGGAAGGUUGAAGAUGAUGCAUCCAAGAUAGGAGUAGGGAAUGGGAGCUCUUCGCAGCUUUGUGGACUACUAGUGUGCCUAUCAUGUGGGCUUGCAGAAUAAUUCUAGGGACAACCAAUCAUACACCAAAUUUUACAACUUGUUGAUUUGUGCAAUUGUGAGUGGUAAACAUUUUAUGCUUUUGCAACUCACCACUUUACAUAAAUCACUCACAAUCUCACAAUCUAACAAGUUGUGAUCGGGGCUUGUAAGUUGUUACUAGUGUAGUUGCACGCCUUGCACUUGUAGGGGAACUAUGCUGUUAGCUAUAGCCUAUAAUAUCCUUGUUAGCUGUAAUGCCUGGUUUUAUUUUGAUGAUCAAAUAUUGUAUCCCGUUUGCAAUGAUACUAGGUUGAUAUCAAUGCAAUCCCUUUUCUGAGAUGAGGUUCCUUAGAAAUCAAAAUAUUAAGGAAGCCUCAAGGCCAGAAAUUUGGUG